UCCUCCGGCAGAAAUAAGAGCCAUGGCAGACAAAUCAACUUCCGGUGAGACCGAGGAGCGAGUAAAUGAAAAUAGUCGACCUGAGACAGGACCCCAGGACAUAUGAUGAACGUUAGCACCCAAUAUGAGUAGGAAGGGUUUAUAAUUAUGUUUUUGUUAUUGGUAUUUAAACUGAUAACAACAAGAGAAAAAAUAUAUAUGGUCAAAUGAAAUGUGGAAUAUUUAUACAAACUGAUCCACAUUAUCCACUACUACACCUUAUUAGACAGAAAUACAUCUUGAAUACAGAAAGGUGGCGGUAAUGCACCUUUAACGCUUUUUACCAGCCGCCAUUACGCCGUAAAAAGAAGACGACGAAGAAGAAGAAGAAGUUUACAGCAGUGGGCGUGGCUUGUGUUCGGAUGACGUCACUAGUGGACAGUCCACACACAGCAUGAUGGCGGCAGCAGCGGUAGCGGUGGAGCGGGGCGGAGGAACUGGAGGAACCGGAGCACCGGGAGGACCGUCUCCUGCUGGAGCCUCUGCCCGGGCUGAAGGCUCCUCUCCCCGGCCUGGCUCUGCGGGUUUCUCGGUGCUGGUGGUUGUCGGGUCUAUGCGGACCAACGGGCUUCUGGAGCCGCUGUUGAAGCAGAUAGAGACCGAGUGUGUCGUGUCUCCCUCUCCAGGUCAGAGGACUCUGCAGCAUCAUGGAGACGUUUUGGACACCCAGGUUGUUGUGAAUCCGGCUCAGGACUUUGUCUGCUCCGAGGUCCGGAGGCUGGUUCUGGACCCGUCCCGUCACAAGCUGCUGGUUCUGGCGGGUCAGUGUGAGGAGGCGUCUGGAGACAUCGUGCUGCAGAAAGGACGCUUCUCCUUCAGAGACUUCCUGCACAUCUUCACAGAGGAAGAGGUGGUGAAGGUGUUGGGUUCUGCAGACCCCGCUCUGAAGGCCCAUCUGACCCUCAGCUGCCCGGACCUGGGUCUCUGGUCCCGCCCGGCUCUGGACCCCCUGCAGGACCUCCUGACGGUGCAGGUGAACCCCCCGCCGGUGCUCCCACAGAUGGAGGGUCUGCAGGAGUUUCUGGAGUACUUGUCCGAAUCUCUGGAGCCCGAAUCGCCCUUUGAGCUCCUGGAGCCUCCGAGCACCGUUGGUUUCCUGAAGCUUUCGAGGCCCUGCUGCUACGUUUUCCCUGGCGGACGAGGAGGAUCCGCGUUCUUCGCCGUGAACGGGUUUAACGUGCUGGUGAACGGCGGCUCUGACACCCGGUCCUGCUUCUGGAAACUCGUUCGGCACCUGGAUCGGAUCGACUCGGUGCUGCUGACCCACGUCGGAGUGGACAACCUGCCCGGCGUGAUCAGUUUGUUGCAGAGGAAGGUGGCCGAGCAGGAGGAGGAAGGAGCUGGAUCCCAGACUGAAGAGGACUGGAUGAAGAACCUCAUCUCCCCAGAGAUAGGGGUCGUCUUCCUGAACGCCCCCGACAGACUGAAGGCUUUACAGGUGGACCCGGCGGAGAUGAAGAGCUGCGAUCAGGCGACGCUCGCUCUGCAGCUUUUAGAAAGACUCUCAAUCAAACCGGAGCCUCUGAGCCGGUCUAACGGACCCAGCAUCGUGCCGCUGAUCCUGUUCCAGAAGAUGGGGGUGGGCCGUCUGGAGCUGUACCCUCUGAACCCCAUGAGUAAAACCCUGGAAGUCUUGAUGCAGAACUGGCCGAACGGCGGGUCGAAUGCACCGUCUGAAGAACUUCCGAUAAGUUGCCUCGCCUCAAUCUGCGCCCUGUUGGUCUGGCACCCAUCGAGUCCUCAGGAGAAGAUCAUCAGGGUCCUUUUCCCGGGCUGCACCCCGCAGAACAGGAUCCUGGAGGGACUCGAUAAACUCAAACAUCUGGAAUUCCUCAAACAUCCCGUUGUGUGUUUGAAGGACCUAGAAAGUCUAAAAAGGGAGAAACCACCAAAGCGAGCGGAGAGUCAGGAGAGUCUGAAGUCCCAGACCAGGGAGGUCCGACCCAGCAGUGCCUUACAGAAAGACAAGAGAGUGGAUCUCAAGAAACAGGAUGUGAAGACGAAGCCGAAGACAGCAGGUGAAACCGGACCGAAAGACAGGAAGGAUGGGGAGGAGAAGCCAAAAGUAAAGGAGGUAGACGCUAAAGCAAAACCUCAGAAACCUGCAGAAAAGCUGGUUCCAAAGAAAGAGGGGUCAAAGGAAGACAAGAAGGACGUGAAGAAGAAGGACGAGAAGGUCUCUGUGAAGAAAGAAGAGAACGCAGAGAAGAAGAAAGAAGCCGUGAAGAAGGAAACGAUAAGUAUUAAACCAAAGAAAGAUCUCAAGCCGGAACCAAAAAAAGACGGCAAGAAGGAUGUGAAGACGGAGGAGAGGAAACCAGCAAAACCAGCUUCUAAAGACGUGAAGAAACCACCAUCGUCCACAGGAAGUAUCGACGUGAAGAAACCACCAUCGUCCACAGGAAGUAUCGACGUGAAGAAAGCACCAUCGUCCACAGGAAGUAUCAACGUGAAGAAAGCACCGGGCAAGUUUGGGUCUCUCAAGAAAGACGGGACCCUCCCAAAGAAAGACUCGACGAAUAAAGGGACGAAAGGUAAACCAGGCUCAAAGGAACCAGAAGUCCAGAAGGAGGCGGAUCGCUCGAAGGUCUCAACGCCCGAGGACAUGACGGCCGAGUUCGAGAAUCUUCGGCUGGAAAACGACAACGGGAACAACUCGCAGGUCAACGGGAACUCUGUGGAGAGUCCGGAGAAGUUUCGCUGCUCAGAACCUGCAAGACCUGUGGGAUCCGAUCUGACCCUCGAGGAGUUGAACCAGGACCCUCGAGGAUGUGUUCUGGAGAACUCUGCGUCCUCUCAGGAUAAACAGUCCAGCCUCCUGACGCUCAGUCCUUUCAGAGACUCGUCCACCACCAUCACCUCCAUGCCGGCAGAACUGGGAUCCCCUCAAUCCACAGAGGUAAGGCGGGUUUAUUUCUGUUAG
Notothenia coriiceps (black rockcod) is the source of this 2962-nucleotide messenger RNA. It is a transcript of the gene map1sa, whose product is annotated as microtubule-associated protein 1Sa. The coding region runs from base 434 to 2962 and encodes 842 amino acids. The transcript has 5 exons. The record is from RefSeq and is a predicted model, not a curated record. Gene Ontology annotation, molecular function: microtubule binding; actin binding. Gene Ontology annotation, biological process: regulation of microtubule depolymerization; microtubule cytoskeleton organization; axonogenesis. NCBI's taxonomy places the organism in Eukaryota, Metazoa, Chordata, Actinopteri, Perciformes, Nototheniidae. Gene Ontology annotation, cellular component: synapse; microtubule; microtubule associated complex.